AUGAACAGCAAAUCUCUAGCGUUUGUUGCCACAGCCAUUUCGACAAGGUUCCGCGUUCCUCUUCCUCAAACUCGAUGCCAAUUCUACUGUUCUCCACCCUCUCAUCCUUCCUGCAACAAGCUCUUUGUUGGAGGGUUGUCAUGGUCAGUGGACGAAAAGUCGCUCAAAGACGCUUUCUCUUCCUUCGGAGACGUCACUGAAGUGAGGAUAGUGUAUGAUAAAGAUAGUGGCAGGUCUAGAGGCUUUGGAUUUGUCAUUUUCUCAAAUGAAGAUGAUGCCAAAUGUGCAAAGGAUGCAAUGGAUGGAAAGGCACUUUUAGGUAGACCAUUGAGGAUAAAUAUUGCUCUUGAGAAGGUCCGAGGUGCACCCGUUGUAGUUCCUCGGCUUUCAGAUAUUGGACAUUUGAGCAAGCGCUAA
This is a messenger RNA of Sphenostylis stenocarpa, 417 nucleotides long. Lineage: Eukaryota; Viridiplantae; Streptophyta; Magnoliopsida; Fabales; Fabaceae. The record is from the annotation of a GenBank genome assembly.